Rotaria sp. Silwood2 is the source of this 450-nucleotide messenger RNA. NCBI's taxonomy places the organism in Eukaryota, Metazoa, Rotifera, Eurotatoria, Philodinida, Philodinidae. The record is from the annotation of a GenBank genome assembly.
AUGAGAAAAACGAACGAAAUUUUUCACUUUGAUUAUUAUCAAUUACGAAAUGAUUAUAAUGCUGAAAGUCUUUUUGCCGCUAGUGACUAUAAUCGAACGAUUUUGAAGUCAACCGAUAAUCAACAACAACAAAAUACAAUGGAUUCAAGUGGCUUAAUCCAUUUGAUUGCUACUCGUGGUGAGACAAAUGUUACUGAUAAUACUAAUAAUGAAUCAAUUGUAAAUAUUCGAACAGAUGAUCAAACAAGUGAACAAGCACAUGAACAAUUACGUGAUGAAAACCUUCCAGAAGAUCAACAUGAACAAGUACCUCUCCUCGAUAUAUUAGCUAAGCUAAUUUAUUUUAUAAGAGAAUCUUUUUUUUUAAUUGAUAUUUUACUUACGGGUGCUGAAGACGGUGGAACUGUAUCGACAGAUAAAAUUGAUGCAUUACGUAAGCCAGCAUUAUGA